Molecule: messenger RNA, 1793 nt
Organism: Danio rerio (zebrafish)
Lineage: Eukaryota; Metazoa; Chordata; Actinopteri; Cypriniformes; Danionidae
Gene: sacm1la
Product: SAC1 like phosphatidylinositide phosphatase a
Cellular component (GO): endoplasmic reticulum membrane; Golgi membrane
Molecular function (GO): phosphatidylinositol-3-phosphate phosphatase activity; phosphatidylinositol-4-phosphate phosphatase activity; phosphatase activity
Source: RefSeq, marked validated
CGGAAGUGAAGAUGGCGAACGCCUACGAGAGGUUCAAUCUGCAUUCCACACCUGAGAAGUUCUACAUUGAGGCCUGUGAUGAUGGAGCUGAUGACGUGUUGGUCAUUGAUAGGGUGUCCACCGAGAUGACCCUUGCAGGUAUUAAGGACAUUCCACCAUCAGGCAUAACCAGGCCCAUAUGUGGAGUCAUGGGAACUGUUCGCCUGGUAGCUGGGAUGUACCUCAUAGUCAUCACCCGGAAGCGGAAAGUGGGCGACCUGUUUGGCCACACUGUGUGGAAAGCGGUGGAGUUUGAUGUGAUUUCUUAUAAGAAGACCAUUUUGCACCUCACAGAUAUUCAGAUGCAAGACAACAAGACAUUUCUGACUAUGAUUAACAAUGUACUGAACACAGACGGCUUCUACUUUUGCACGGACUACGACCUGACCCACACCCAGCAGCGCCUGUCCAACACCAGCCCGGACUUUCAGGAGAUGAGCCUGCUGGAGAGGGCGGACCAGAGGUUCAUGUGGAACGGAAACCUUUUAAGAGAAAUCAUCGCACAGCCCGAGCUCCAUAAAUUUGCAUUUCCUGUCAUCCACGGAUUUAUUGUGAUGAAGCCGUGUUGCAUCAAUGGGAAAGUGUUUGAGUGGAUCAUCAUCUCUAGACGGAGCUGUUUCAGAGCAGGGGUGCGAUAUUAUGUCAGAGGCAUUGACUCAGAAGGACAUGCUGCUAACUUCGUCGAGACAGAACAGAUAGUCCAGUUCAAUAAUGCCAGGGCGUCCUUUGUCCAGACUCGAGGCUCCAUACCAUUCUUCUGGUCUCAGAGACCCAACCUGAAGUACAAGCCCAAGCCACUAAUAAGCAAAGACACCAAUCACAUGGAUGGGCUCAGGAGACAUUUUGAGUCACAGGUUCUUAUUUAUGGCAAGCAAGUGAUUCUAAAUUUGGUGAAUCAGAAAGGAUCAGAGUUGCCUCUUGAACAGGCCUUUGCCAAAAUGGUCAGCAGCAUGGAGAAUGGAUUCAUCAAGUACAUAGCCUUUGAUUUCCACAAAGAGUGCAGUAAGAUGAGAUGGCAUCGCCUCCAGAUUCUCGUUGAUGCCGUAUCUGACAUGCAAGAGGAGUUUGGGUACUUCAUGGUGAGCUCAGAUGGGAAGGUGUUAUCGGAGCAGUCUGGAACCUUCCGCAGUAACUGUAUGGACUGCUUGGACCGCACUAACGUCAUUCAGAGCCUGCUGGCCAGACGCUCCCUGCAGAGCCAGCUACAGAGGAUGGGUGUCCUCCACGUUGGCCAGAAGAUCGAGGAACAAGCUGAUUUUGAGAAGAUUUACAAAAACGCUUGGGCAGACAAUGCUAAUGCCUGUGCUAAGCAGUACGCAGGAACAGGUGCCCUGAAAACCGACUUCACCAGGACUGGGAAGAGGACUCACUGGGGCUUGGUAAUGGACGGCUGGAAUUCAAUGAUCCGUUACUACAAGAACAAUUUCUCCGAUGGCUUCAGACAAGACUCCAUCGAUCUCUUCCUUGGGAACUAUAGCGUGGAUGAAACUGAUAGUUUGACGCCUCUGCACGUUAAGAAGGACUGGAAGUUUCUUUUGCUUCCUGUUAUUAUGGUGGUGGCUUUCUCCAUGUGCAUCAUCUGUCUCCUAAUGGCUGGUGAUACUUGGACGGAGACUCUGGCGUACGUGUUGUUCUGGGGCAUGGCCAGUGCUCUCACCGCUGCCGUCAUCGUGGUCAAUGGACGCGAGUUUGUUGAUGCACCCAAACUGGUCCAAAAAGAGAAGAUGGAUUAAAUAUGGAGAUUUCUUAUCACU